Alosa sapidissima (American shad) is the source of this 2172-nucleotide messenger RNA. It is a transcript of the gene irag3a, whose product is annotated as inositol 1,4,5-triphosphate receptor associated 2. Lineage: Eukaryota; Metazoa; Chordata; Actinopteri; Clupeiformes; Clupeidae. The coding region runs from base 542 to 1903 and encodes 453 amino acids. The record is from RefSeq and is a predicted model, not a curated record. The transcript is spliced from 14 exons.
UGUGUCUUGCUUCAUCCCUGCUUGUGUUCCCACUGAAUGCAUACAUUCCAUGUACACAGAAUAGUUACAGUAGCACAUAUUGGGUAUCUCCAUCUGUCACACCCUACAAUAAAAAUGUGACUGCAGAUACAUUUUUAGAUUAAUCCAAAUACCCCUUAAGUGUCAGGAGUAUUCCUGUCCAUAAUCCUAGCUGUAAUCAUGGAUUUGUCACUAUUGGUAACAACUUCUAGACCGUUAAUUAUGUGAAGCCAAAUGCAACUGUUGGUAAAGAUAUUUCGGGUUUCUCUUAUGCUACCUUUGGAGCGUGUCGGCUCUGAAGGUGAAAGCCUUUUGCCGUACGGGUUUGACGUCCCUAACUGGGUCUUAUGUAUUUAGCUUCUAAUGAGAUUAUCUGUCACCAGCAGAGUGACUGCUACAGGCAAAGAAAUCAAGGGAAGUUACAUUUGUAACGCGCUUUUACGGUCAGUUUUGCGUUUGCACUGGACAUUCCUUUAGUAACGAUGAGAAAUAUAACCUGGUACUUUUGACUGGCUACGACCUGAUGCUACUUGCUCAUCUCGAGGUUGUGCUGCCACCCGGCCUGUGGUCUCAUGGUUUGCCAAUUGUUAUGAAGUACCCUACAAUGAGUGUGCAGCAGUGUGGCAGCACCUCAAAGGCUGUGCCUUUGAAUAACACUGGUAAUACCAGUGAAGAGGACAGUGAUGAAGAUGCUCAACGAGAGGUCCUGGCUGCUUCCCUCAACCGGCUCUCUAUUCUGGAGCGUCUUGGCCCAACCAGUGAUGAGAUGACUGAAGGGGAGGUGGAGAGUGCGUUCUCCCAGCUGACUCUGGCCUUCCGCUGUGACCAGUACACACUGAGCCAGCGUCUGCAGGCAGAGGAGCACGCUCGCAACAAGGCAGAGGAGAACCUGCAGCUGGAGCUGCAGAGGGGCAAAGAGGCGGUGGAGUUGCUGAAGGGAAUGUGUUUGGACAGCAAGCGCUAUAAAAUCCUUCAGAAGCUGGAGUUUACGCUGGAUAUCCUGGGAGGAACCGUCGAGCAGGUGGCCAGAACGGCUGAGGUGCUGGGAGCUGCUCACCAGGAGGCCAAAGUGAGCCGCGCGGUGGAACUGAUGGUGGCCCACGUAGACAACCUGCGCCAGCGGCAUGACCGGCACUGUGCCGAGCUGGAGGAGACCAAGAAGCUGAUCAGCGCAAGUGUGCCCAUCGACCAGCCGCUGCCCGAGCUCAGAGAGGAAAUUGAAAUGCGCAUUAGGACCAACAAAGACAUAGGAAAGUAUAAUCUGCGACGCAGAAUCAGCUCUUCUGUUCUUACAAGGCAAUCCAGUAUAAUCCAGGAGAUCAAAAAAACAAAAGACAAAGAGAACCUGAAUGAAGAGCUGUCCGAGGAGGGGGUCACUAAACCACCAGUGACCCAGCCCCAGGGCUCUGAACCCAAGGCUGCCAGUACACCCAAGAUGGAGGACGAGGAGUGUGCAUCAGUGGCAGAGAGUUGUACGCAGCACGUUUCUCCAGUAGAGGGCAGCAUGGAGGUUGUUAUCACACAGACCUUGUCAAACGUCUCUCUCAGUGCGUGUCCAGGGCCCUCCACUGUCUCCAAUCAUGACGAGGUAAACCCACCGAUCCCCAACAGACCCCCCCAGAGGAGCCUAAGAAGGAGGCAAAGGAGCAAAGCCGAGCUGGAUGGGUUCUCGUCCAAAGGAAAAAGAGAAAGGCACGACUACAGUGACAGUGACACAAGUGACCCCAGCCUUUUCCCUCGCAUCUUUGUCAGACAGCGCCUCCUAGUGCACUGGCUGCGUCACUGCCGCUGGAUUCUCACCUGCGUCUACCUCACCAUCCUGGUAUCCAUUAUACUGCUAGCCAUUUUCUUCUGGUUCGUCCGAACGCCUGUUCUUUGGAUGUGAAAACACUUUUCACAGUUUACAAAACAACUCAGCUCAGGACAGAACUGUACUGGAAAGCAAUGACAUUUUUAUUCUUAUUGUUCUAACGCAUUAACACUUGACUUCCUCAGAUUUGCAAGAAAAAAAUCUUUAUAUUAUUUUUGUUAACUUUGGUGUCAAAUUUGGUGGCAAUGAUAGAAAAGAGUUGUCAGUGUAAAUAAACUCAGGCUUUGGAUAAACACGCUGUGUUCUAUGUCUGUGUCAUGUCUGAUUGUCUUAUGUUUUCCUUU